Clupea harengus (Atlantic herring) is the source of this 1112-nucleotide messenger RNA. It is a transcript of the gene sox32, whose product is annotated as SRY-box transcription factor 32. The record is from RefSeq and is a predicted model, not a curated record. Gene Ontology annotation, cellular component: nucleus. Lineage: Eukaryota; Metazoa; Chordata; Actinopteri; Clupeiformes; Clupeidae. Gene Ontology annotation, molecular function: DNA-binding transcription activator activity, RNA polymerase II-specific; RNA polymerase II cis-regulatory region sequence-specific DNA binding. Gene Ontology annotation, biological process: cell differentiation; positive regulation of transcription by RNA polymerase II.
GGCUCGCUCGCAGGCUUUAAAUCGACCCGCGGGCCUACUUUAAGAAUGGUGCCCUCUCCACCACAACCAAUACUUAAAACCACGUGAGCAUGUAUUUUGAUCGGAUGCUGCCAAACUUCCACAUGGGUCCUACCAGUGUCUUCGAGAGCGAAAGCUACUAUCAGGCACCUUUGCAAGCGAAGGCUGCGAUGCCGUCGAGCUCUCCUGCCUCUCGGCCGAUCAGUCCCGUGUCGGUGGAAUCCGAAUCCAGCUGCUCGAGUCCCGAAGCCAAACCUUCGACCGGGGAAGCUCGUGUUCGCAGACCGUUGAAUGCGUUCAUCAUCUGGACCAAAGAGGAGCGGAGACGUCUGGCGCAGCUCAAUCCCGAGCUUGAGAACACGGACCUUAGCAAAAUUCUUGGUAAGACCUGGAAGGCCAUGGCCCUCGCUGAGAAAAGGCCCUACAUGCAGGAGGCCGAGAGGCUGCGAGUACAGCACACCAUUGAUCACCCCAAUUACAAAUACCGACCCCGACGCCGCAAGCAGCGCCGCAAGGCUGUCAAGACAACCCCUUGUGAUCAGCCCUUGCCCAGUGAAGGUGCUGCUGUCAGGGCUUACAGCACACCCUACAACCUCAGCUAUCUGCUCCAGAACCCGCACACACAACAGCACGGCUUCACACACACAGCUUCUUACUCUAACACACCCUACAUGACCUCAUACCCCAACACCUACCCUGUCACAUACUCACACACGCACGCCACGGCGUAUUCCCAUGGAAACCUGCACCCAGACGGCACCACAACCCCAAAUCCAGCAGCCUACCUGAACACAGCACCGUACGCAGAGGACUAUUACACGGUCCAGCCAGCUGCGCAGCAGCAGUGGGCAGGAGCGGGUCCUCAGGAGCACUUUGACCGGCGGGGAGGGUGCAGCUGUUCACUGUGCAGUGGAGGGCUGUCACUAGAGUUCUACCUGGAGCAGGUGAGACUGGACAUGCUGGACGAGCUGGACCGCAGUGAGUUUGAACAGUACCUCAACCCAGUGAAGACUAAAGACUGUUAAUCGUAUCAGUUUCUCAUCAAGGGGGUCGCUAAGACUCCAAACUGAUCGAAUUCUGCAUUAUUGCUGCUG